GCUUGAGGGCAUCUUAGAAAACAGGCCCUAUAUAAUAAUUACAAGUGAUUGUUUGAUCUACAACUUUUUUUAAAGAAUUCCGUCAAUAUUCACAACUGAAAAACCUUACAAAAAUUCCACUGCCAAACAAAAAGAAAAUGAGUGGCAGAGAGUCAAAUGAGCUGAGGAUUAUUCUGGUGGGUAAAACUGGAUCAGGAAAGAGUGCAACAGGAAACACCAUUCUGGGCAGUGAGUAUUUUAAGAAAGCUAACUCACCAAAUUCAGCCACGAAGACAUGUGAGGAACACAGAGCAAAUGUGGCUGGAAAGCUUAUCUCAAUAAUUGACACUCCAGGACUGUAUGAUACAAACAUGUCCGGAGAAAAGCUGAAGGCAGAAAUCUCAAAGUGUAUAGAAAUGUCCGUUCCUGGUCCUCACGCCUUUCUGCUGGUGCUCAGGCUGGAUGUCAGAUACACAGAGGAGGAGAAGAACGUGGUGAGAUGGAUUCAGGAAAACUUUGGUGAAGAUGCCACACGUUACACCAUCAUUCUGUUUACUCAUGCAGAUGCACUUAAUGUAAAACUAGACGAGUAUAUUGGACAAAGUAAUGAUCUACAAUCAUUGAUCAACAGCUGUGGUCGCAGAUAUCACUCACUGAACAAUAAUGCCACAAACAAUCACUCGCCGGUUACAGAUCUGCUGGAGAAGAUUGAUAAAAUGGUAAGGGAAAAUGGAGGACAAAAUUACACCAAUGAGAUGUACGAGCGCGCCCAGCGUAGGAUACAAGAAGAGAAAAGAAAGAGAGAGGAAGAGAAGAGGAGAGCAGAGGAAGAAAAGAAGAGAAAAAUCAAAGAAGAAAUUGAAAGGAAACUGAGAGAAGAACAGCAGAUAAAAGAGGAGAGGAGAAAGAGAGAGGAAGAUAUAAGAAAACGUAAAGAAGAAACUGAGAGGAAACAGAGAGAAGAACAGUGGAUAAAAGAGGAGAACAAAAAGAGAGAAGAAGAUAUGAGAAAAUGGAAAGAAGAAACUGAGAGGAAACUAAGAGAAGAACAGAGAAUAAAAGAGGAGAUGAGAAGGGGAGAGGAAGAUAUAAGAAAACGGAAAGAAGAAACUGAGAGGAAACAGAGAGAAGAACAGCAAAUAAAAGAGGAGAACAGAAUGAGAGAGGAAACUGAAGAACAGAUAAGGAUAUCAGAACGCAGGAGAAUAGAGACAACAAUAAGGAAUAGAGUCUUAGGAGUGGGAGCAGGAGUGGGUUCAGCUGGAGCAGUUGCUGGUGGUAUAUUGCUUGGAGUAACAACAGCGGUGGCUGCACCUGUAGCAGGUGUUCUGGGUGGAUCAGCUCUGCUACUCGGAUGUGCAAGAGUUGAAGAAGACGAUACGCCACUACCUCCAUCUGCCGAGUCCUACCAGCCCAGUUCUUCAAACUCAUCAACCCCCAAGGUGGCUAGUCAGGCGCUGGUGGCGCCGGUUGCCUCUUACUCCCUGGCGGCAGAUCCAGUGCGCUCUCCCGGUCAGACUGACACAGGUUGA
Misgurnus anguillicaudatus (oriental weatherfish) is the source of this 1511-nucleotide messenger RNA. The record is from RefSeq and is a predicted model, not a curated record. Lineage: Eukaryota; Metazoa; Chordata; Actinopteri; Cypriniformes; Cobitidae.